Molecule: messenger RNA, 1092 nt
Organism: Nestor notabilis (Kea)
Lineage: Eukaryota; Metazoa; Chordata; Aves; Psittaciformes; Psittacidae
Gene: P2RY12
Product: purinergic receptor P2Y, G-protein coupled, 12
Exons: 2
Coding region: 1-1092 (363 amino acids)
Biological process (GO): blood coagulation; G protein-coupled receptor signaling pathway
Cellular component (GO): membrane
Molecular function (GO): G protein-coupled purinergic nucleotide receptor activity
Source: RefSeq, a predicted model, not a curated record
AUGACUCAUAUCAAUGAAGUUUCAAAUUCACUUGCAACACAGCCCUGGAAAGAGGGGAAAGACAAAGUGCAAAUGAAAGUCACAACCAACUUCAGCUACCCUAGAAACAACAGCAACUGCACCAGCGAUAACAGAAUCAGUCAAGUAAUUUUUCCUUUGCUUUAUACAGUUCUGUUCCUGGUGGGUAUCACAAUGAAUGGCCUGGCAAUGUGGGUCUUUUUUAAAAUAUCCAGUAAAUCCAAUUUCAUCAUCUUCCUCAAGAACACUGUCAUUUCUGACUUCCUUAUGAUCUUGACUUUUCCAUUUAAAAUCCUUAGCGAUGCAAAGUUGGUAUCAUGGGUACUGAGAGGAUUUGUGUGCCAGGUCACCCAAGUUGUAUUUUACUUUACCAUGUACAUUAGCAUUUUGUUUCUUGGUCUGAUAACUAUUGAUCGCUACCAGAAAGCUGCUUCGCCGUUCAGAACGUCAACACCAAGGAGCAUCUUAGGGGCCAAGAUCCUUUCCACAGCAAUUUGGAUAUCAAUGUUUGCUCUUUCAUUACCCAACAUGAUUCUAACAAACAAGAAGCAAACACCUAAGAAUGUAAAAAAGUGUGCUCUCUUGAAAUCUGAGUUUGGCUUAGUCUGGCAUGAAAUUGUAAACUACAUUUGUCAACUUAUCUUCUGGAUUAAUUUAGCAGUCAUAGUUGUAUGCUACAUACUCAUAAGUAAAGAACUGUAUAAAUCCUACAAAAGGACACGAUCCACAGGAAAAGCGUCCAAAAAGACUGUAAAUCUGAAAGUUUUCAUCAUUAUCACAGUGUUCUUUAUUUGCUUUGUGCCGUUUCACUUUACUAGAAUCCCCUACACAUUGAGCCAAACAAGAGAUGUUUUUGAAUGCUCUGCUCAGAACACCUUGUUUUUCUUGAAAGAGAGCACGCUCUGGCUGACAUCUCUAAAUGCUUGCCUAGACCCAUUCAUAUACUUCUUCCUUUGCAAAUCAUUUAGAAAGUCCUUGCUCGACAUGCUGUGCAAGCACACAGCAUCAUCAGAACUCAGAGCACAGAUGAAGGAGCAGAACGAAGGAGAUGACACAGACGAGACACCACUCUAG